This is a messenger RNA of Rubroshorea leprosula, 1742 nucleotides long. Lineage: Eukaryota; Viridiplantae; Streptophyta; Magnoliopsida; Malvales; Dipterocarpaceae. The record is from the annotation of a GenBank genome assembly.
UCUGCUAAUGAAUCUCUCGGUUCAUUCUUCGCCAUUUUACCUUCUUUUCCACCUGUUUCUCACACUUUCCCUUUAAUUUCUCUUCCAUCUAGUGUAGUUUUGGUUUAAUUUUCGAAAAUCCCAAAAACAUUUUUUCUGUUUUUUUUUGCCCUCCAAUCAAAUCCUAAUCUAGACAGGGAUUUUUGGUCUGAACACAAGGAGAGUCUUUCUGCUGUAGAUCUGGGGCUUCCUAAAGAUAAGGAUUCGAAUGUUUCAGUCGAAAGGAUCGGAGCCUCCAUCGAUAAUACUGGUGAAUCGAAGGUGUUAUGCUUGGUCUCUAACGCCGGAAUUUACAUCUCUGUAGAUUCAACGAAUCGAAUCGAUGAAGCCAUGCUUAUGGGGGUUUUAAUUAGCCGAGAAGAUCAAAUCCUUCCUGGGCAAUGGUUUGGAGGCAGGUGAAUCGUUGGAGGUAUGAUUGGUUACCAGUGCUGAAGGGUUUUCUCUCAGUGUGGGUUUAUCACUAGCCUGAGCUUGUCUUGCGGAAUCAAUGGGUGCGCUUUAGCAGGAAAGAGAAGUUCCUUCCUUGUUUCCGGCAGUACUUUACCAGAUUUCCUGAUGAACGAGACCCAAGGGGAGAGUUCUCCAGCUAUCAAAUAUGAAGAUGCGGUUGAGUGGUUAAAAGUGGUUGAUACACACACAAAGGAAUUGAUGUUCGUGGUUGCUGAUUCAAUUUUUGAUGUUAAUGCUGAGGUUAAUGGUGGGAUGGCAAUGCCUUUUUUCUGGUUUUGGUAGCUGUUAUGAUGAUAUGAUUGCCUUACAUGAGAAUGCCCAGUUCGUAGGAUCCCUCCUGGUUAUAGGGGCUCAAAUGAUAUAUCUAGUUAAGAAUGACCCAUGUCUAUUUAUGUUUCUAGCUCAUUUACUAAUUGAACAAAAGAGAAGAAUUAGACUGCACUGGUCUUGUGGGUGACCAAUUUCCGAGUGGGACAAGAUUUGCUUUAUCUCUGAUGUGGUAGACUUAAUUCCUUGCUGGGAGGUUACUGGUUGGUUGGUACAGGGUGAUGGACAUUAAAAACACUUUGGAUUUUGGCCCUUUUCUUAUUCUUUUUGAGGAUUGUGUUAUAGGAAUUGUGGUCUCAAACUUGGCUCAUUGCUGAUUCUUUAUUAAGUUGUUUUGUUCCUUUAUGUCAUCUUAUGGGAGUAUAUGGUGGAUUGAGGUGGAUGCCUGCUAUGGCUGGAUAGGGUAGUUGGUGCUCUUACAUGGCCUGUGGUUCGGGAUGUGAUUAAGAAUGAUUCUGAAGCUACAGAAUCCAAUACUCUAGAGUUGGUGUGAAGAAAAACUAUUGCACUAGUUUGGCGAUGGUGUUCCUAGAUGUUGUUAUGGCACCUGCUGGUAAUCUGCUUAGAUCUGAAAGCUUGGUAUGGUUUUGUGCCUCUAUAGCAACAGGGAUUGGAGCACAGUAGUGCAACAAUACCUUUUUAUAUCACCAAGCCUUUUCCAUUUUACUGGUAUUCUUCCAGAGAAGAAUGAUUCAGAGUUUACACCACAACACAACUUGGAAAAAAGGAUGAGCUGCUGGCCUUUGGCUGGGGAACCACCACCCCGUUGCUUUCUCAAUGUGGCUGCAGAUCAUUCUUCCUGAGUUGGCUAUUUAUCAAUAGUUUCUGUGGCUUUGGUUUUCUUGAUUUCUGUUAUGUUUAGGUUGCUGGAGUCUUGUUGGUUGUACUUUAAUUAAUUUAUGAAUUAAUAUAGUAGUGUGCUUUUG